Molecule: messenger RNA, 825 nt
Organism: Saccharomycopsis crataegensis
Lineage: Eukaryota; Fungi; Ascomycota; Saccharomycetes; Ascoideales; Saccharomycopsidaceae
Gene: CHO1
Product: CDP-diacylglycerol-serine O-phosphatidyltransferase
Exons: 1
Coding region: 1-825 (274 amino acids)
Biological process (GO): phospholipid biosynthetic process
Cellular component (GO): membrane
Molecular function (GO): phosphotransferase activity, for other substituted phosphate groups
Source: RefSeq, a predicted model, not a curated record
AUGCCUUCUCAAGAACAAAUUCCAAUUUCCUCCGCUCUUGAUGAAGACAUAGCCUCUUCUUCUGCAAUUGAGGAAGUCGAAGGAAUGGACGAUGAAUUGAGACCAACUUUGUUAAAAAGAUCCUCCUCUUUGUUUUCAUUGUCCCAGGGUCCUCCUUUACCGCCUCCAAAUGAGAGUGAUUACAUUGGUUUCUUCAAUGACACUAGACAUUUCAACAUGAUCAGAUCAUUACACUUGGCUGACUUCAUCACCUGUUUAAACGGUUUCUCUGGUUUCUACUCAAUCAUCUCCUGUCUUAGAUUCACCCUCACCAACAAGCCACAUUACGUUCAAAGAGCCCAUUUUUUCAUCUUGUUGGGGCUUUUCUUUGACUUCUUUGAUGGUAGAGUCGCAAGAUUAAGAAACAGAUCUUCUCUUAUGGGACAGGAAUUGGAUUCAUUGGCUGAUUUGAUCAGUUUUUGUGUGGCUCCAGCCUCAAUUGCUUUCAGUCUUGGUAUCCAAACAACCGUCGACGUUCUUCUAUUAACCUUCUUCGUGCUUUGUGGCUUAACUAGAUUAGCAAGAUUUAACGUCACCGUUAACAAUAUUCCAAAAGACAAGGGAGGCAAAUCUAAAUACUUUGAAGGUUUACCAGUCCCAACCAGUUUGGCUUUAGUUGGUUUAAUGGCCUACUUGGUUUAUAAGGGCCAAUAUGAAUCAGAAUUAGGAUUGCCUUUUGGAACUUGGUUAACAGGAAGCUUCUUUGAAUUCCACCCUUUUUCUUGCUUGUUCUUUUUUCAUGGCUGUAUGAUGAUUUCUAAAAGUUUGCACGUCCCUAAGCCUUGA